Oxyura jamaicensis (ruddy duck) is the source of this 2483-nucleotide messenger RNA. It is a transcript of the gene RAD54L, whose product is annotated as RAD54 like. The record is from RefSeq and is a predicted model, not a curated record. Gene Ontology annotation, cellular component: nucleus. The transcript has 18 exons. Gene Ontology annotation, molecular function: DNA translocase activity; ATP binding; ATP-dependent chromatin remodeler activity. Lineage: Eukaryota; Metazoa; Chordata; Aves; Anseriformes; Anatidae. The annotation marks the transcript as partial. Gene Ontology annotation, biological process: double-strand break repair via synthesis-dependent strand annealing; reciprocal meiotic recombination.
CCAAACACCUUCUCCGCAGCGUUACAAGACCUGUUGGGAUGUGGAAGGUCCUCCUUUCCACAGGCAGAUGUUAUCAGCCUUGAGUUUCUAGCUGCGUUGUUUUGGAGACCCCUGCACCACUCCCACAGCAUCUGCACUUUCUCAGCGACGCAGAAGCCGUCCCUCAGCCUGUCACACUUGGAACGGCUCCACCAACUUCUCCCACAGCUCAGAGGCAUUCAAAAGCGCAGGAGCCUGGCCCCCAGCCAGCUGGCCAAGAGGAAGGCGGGCGGCGAGGAGGAGGAGGAGGACUGGCACCCGGCCCCGCCGGCGACUCAGAAGAGACGGAAGGCUGGCAGUGAGACGGAGAGCGGGGAAUGCUACAGGUCGCCCUUCCGUAAGCCCCUGGCUCAGCUGACCAACGGGCCCCGCUGCCUGGAUAGCAGUCAGCAUGAGGCUUUUAUCCGCAGCAUUUUAUCCAAACCCUUCAGAAUCCCCAUUCCAAAUUAUAAAGGGCCAACGGGCUUGCGGGCGCUGGGUAUCAAACGGGCAGGGCUGAGGAGUCCUCUUCACGACCCUUUUGAGGAAGGAGCUCUGGUUCUGUAUGAGCCCCCAGUGCUGAGUGCCCACGAACAGCUGAAAAUAGACAAGGACAAAGUACCCGUCCAUGUUGUGGUAGAUCCUGUCCUCAGCCGUGUUUUGCGGCCUCAUCAGAGAGAAGGAGUGAAAUUCCUCUGGGAGUGCGUGACGAGCCGGCGGAUCCCUGGGAGUCAUGGCUGUAUCAUGGCAGAUGAGAUGGGGCUGGGCAAAACCCUGCAGUGCAUCACUCUCAUGUGGACACUGCUCCGGCAAAGUCCAGACUGCAGGCCUGAAAUUGAGAAAGCCAUGGUGGUGUCUCCCUCCAGCCUGGUGAGAAACUGGUACAAUGAAGUAGAGAAAUGGCUGGGGGGAAGGAUCCAGCCGCUGGCCAUAGACGGAGGCUCCAAAGAAGAGAUUGACCGUAAGCUAGUUGGCUUUAUGAACCAGCGUGGUGUGCGAGUGCCUUCCCCCAUCCUGAUCAUCUCCUAUGAGACCUUCCGACUUCACGCUGAGGCACUACAGAAGGGCAGUGUUGGGCUGGUCAUAUGUGAUGAGGGCCACAGACUGAAGAACUCUGAAAACCAAACAUACCAGGCUCUCAACAGCUUAAAUACACCUCGGCGAGUCCUCAUCUCAGGCACCCCCAUUCAGAAUGACUUGCUCGAAUAUUUCAGCCUGGUGCACUUUGUCAAUUCCGGCAUCCUAGGGACUGCACAGGAAUUUAAAAGGCAUUUUGAAUUGCCCAUCUUGAAAGGCAGAGAUGCAGAUGCGAGUGAUGCUGAGCGACAAAAAGGAGAAGAGAGGCUUAAAGAGCUGAUCAGCAUUGUGAACAGGUGUUUAAUCCGAAGGACUUCAGACAUUCUCUCCAAAUAUCUGCCGGUGAAGAUAGAGCAGGUGGUCUGCUGCAGGCUGACACCUCUGCAGGCUGAGCUUUACAAGAACUUCCUGAAGCAAGCCAAGCCAGUAGAGGAGCUGAAGGAGGGCAAGAUCAAUGUGUCAUCUCUCUCUUCCAUCACUUCCCUGAAGAAGCUCUGCAAUCACCCUGCCCUUAUUUAUGAUAAGUGUGUGGAAGAAGAAGAAGGAUUUAUGGGAGCCUUGGAUUUGUUCCCUGCUGGCUACAGCACCAAAUCUGUGGAGCCCCAGCUUUCAGGAAAGAUGCUGGUUUUGGACUACAUCCUUGCUGUUACAAAAAGCACCAGUAAUGACAAGGUGGUUUUAGUAUCUAACUACACUCAGACUCUGGACCUAUUUGAAAAGCUCUGCAGGAGCAGAAGGUAUUUAUACGUCCGGCUGGAUGGCACCAUGUCCAUUAAAAAGAGAGCAAAGGUCGUGGAGCGAUUUAACAGCCCCUCAAGCCCCGAGUUUAUCUUCAUGUUAAGCAGCAAAGCAGGCGGCUGUGGUUUGAAUUUGAUCGGGGCUAACAGGCUGGUUAUGUUUGACCCAGACUGGAAUCCAGCUAACGAUGAACAGGCCAUGGCUCGUGUGUGGCGGGAUGGCCAGAAGAAGACAUGCUACAUCUAUCGACUGCUUUCAACAGGGACCAUAGAGGAGAAGAUAUUCCAGCGCCAGACCCACAAGAAGGCACUCAGCAGCUGCGUGGUGGAUGAAGAGCAGGAUGUAGAAAGGCACUUCUCACUCGGGGAGCUCAAGGAGCUGUUCACGUUGAAUGAGACCAUCACCAGUGACACCCAUGACAAGAUCAAAUGUCGUCGCUGCGUGAAUGGCCACCAGGUCCGGCCCCCUCCUGAAGGAUCUGACUGUACCUCUGACCUAUCCCAGUGGAACCACUGUGCUGACAAGCGGGGGCUGCAGGACUCUGUGCUGAAGGCUGCAUGGGAUGCUGCUGUCACGUUCACCUUUCAUCACCACUCCCACGAGGAGCAGCGAGGGAUUCCCUAACAGGUUACUGUCCCCUGUGGGGGCAA